CGACUAUCCUCCACAUCUUCCUCGCCCCGUAGCUCUAGCCUCUCGGCGUCACCAGCGACGACCUCCACAGCUGGUGCCGGCGGUGGUGGCAGCGGCGGCGGUGGAGGUGGCAGCGCGACAAAGUCCCCCACCGACGACCGCGACUACGAGCAAGGCUUCAAGGCGGCGGACUACCAGAUCGUGGCCGCCAUCGACUUCGGCACGACCUUCAGCGGCUACGCCUACUCCUUCUCGUCCAACAAAGAUGCCGUGCAUGUCAACAAGAACUGGGGCCAGACGCAGGGCUUCCUGCUGCACAAGACGCCGACGUGUCUGCUGCUUAAGCCCGACGGGCAGUUCGAGGCCUUCGGGUUCGAGGCCACGUCUCGGUACCAUGACCUGACCGAGGAGGAGGCCAGCGAGUACCUGUACUUCGAUCGCUUCAAGAUGAAACUUUAUGACAAUAAGGACUUGACGACAGACUUGGUGAUACCUGCCGCCAACGGGAGAACACAGCUUGCGGUAGACGUCUUUGCCCACUCGCUGACGUUCAUGAAGAAACACUUGCUGAGAGCCGUCGGUGCCCACCUUGGGUACGAUCCCCAUCCGGAUACGGUUCGCUGGGUACUUACAGUACCCGCCAUCUGGGAUGAGAACGCCAAGCAGUUCAUGAGAGAGGCAGCUUACAGGGGGAGACUAAUCAGCAAGCCUAACAGCGAGCAGCUAGUUAUAGCCCUUGAGCCAGAAGCCGCGUCUCUACACUGCCGCCAUCUGCCAGAAACCGACUUUGUCGGCUACAAAGACAACUCUAUCAACAAGCCAACCUUUGAACCGGGCACCAAGUACUUGGUGGUGGAUGCUGGGGGUGGCACGAUAGAUGUGGUCGCUCACAAGAUCAGGAAAGAUUCAAGAAUUCGUGAGUUGUUCCGCGCCACAGGAGGGGCCUGGGGCGGCACUAUCAUCGACAGAAGGUUCCAGAAUCUUCUAGAACAGAUCUUCGGGGUGGACUUCAUCGAUGCCUUCCGGAGGGACUUUGCAAAAGACUUUGUGGAACUCUUACAGGAUUUUGAAAUUAAAAAACGCGGGGAGUGUGAAAACAUCCGCGUGUCUCUUCCCUACAACUUCUGCAACUUCAGGCACAACGGCAUCAGCGUGCAGCAAGCCAUCAAGACCUAUGCAGCGAACACCGGAAGUGACGUCAAAUUCUUCGGGAAGCUCGUCCUGUCUUCCACUGUUGUGACUUCUCUCUUUGAGGAUGUGCUAAAGCAGAUAAACGAUCACGUGGACAUGCUGCUUCAAAAGCCUAAGAUCAAAGACCUCCAAUACAUCUUUCUAGUCGGAGGCUUCGCAGAGUCCACGCGCCUGCAAAAGUCUCUCAGGGACGCUUUUGGAGAACUCACCAUCCUGGUUCCAGAGGAGGCCAGCCUGACUGUCGUCAAGGGCGCCGUGGCCUUUGGCCAUGACCCCUCGGCCAUCUGCCAGAGGAUCUGCCGCUUCACGUACGGCGUCGGGUCUUACCUCCCCUUCGUUGAGGGAGAGCACCGCGAAGAUUUGAGGGUGAACUCUGAUGGCAUGGAUUUAUGCAAGAAUAUCUUUCAAACCUGGGCCCACGCAGGUGAAGUCAUCGGUUACAAUGAGGUUUGGCAAGAAACGUACACACCUAUCAUCAACAAUCAGAAGGGAAUCAUAUUCGAGUUCUUCCGUUCCGGGAACAAACAUGUCAAGUACACGGACGAGGAGGGUGUGGAAAAGUGCGGCUUUUUAGUCGUGGAGAUGCCAGACCCCACGGGGGACCGGGAGAGAGCCGUGGACUUGGAGGUCAUCUUCGGGGGGACUGAGAUCAAGGUGGUGGGCUACGAUCACACUAGCAACAUCAGGAGAGAAACCUACAUCGACUUCUUGUCCCUGUAAUGGGAAAGACUGUCUCCUCCAUCGUGGCACGAACGUUGUAAGGUAGACUUUGGCGUAAAAUACAAACUGGAAUGGUCCGAAGUGGUUCCUGUUCAGUGUAGAGUGUUUUACAGUGUUUUGACAAUUAGCAUAAAAUAGUUUCUCUCUCGUGUAAAAUGUGCUGUUUGUCAGUUGUGUGGAUACCCAGUUCUUUUCUGGUUUGUUUCAUGUCAAACAUUGAAAAACGUGUUUUUUUCUUUUUUGCUUUUGGUUAUUACAGAUCAGGGAUGGUAUGGGUUGUCAAAUUGUGUAUAACCAAAGGUCUCUGCACUCAUAACUUAGAAAAGAACUCUUCCUAAAAAUGUAAUUGGGUGAACAAAUUUAAAAGUAAUUAGGUGUCCAAAGUCUUGAAUGACUGAACCCAAAAAAAGAGGCUCUGUUUGACCUUGACUUUCUGAUUCAAUGCAGCGAAUUCCGGUGAAUGUCUAUGUUUAAAAGAAUGAAAAAUUAGCAGCUGAUCACUGAGUUUGGUGCAAGCUAAACAUCACUUUUUUGUCUUGCUUCUUCAUAUUAAAGCGAAUGCUAAUUUUUUUUUUUUACCUUCUAAAAGUACUAGACACGUAGAAACAUUUAAAGUACUAGACACGCAAAUAAUUAUAAAUGACAAACAAAUAUAUGCAUGGCGGUCCCCACCCUACUCCUUCUCGCCCCACCCCUCCGUUUUGAUUCGCACUGGCUUCCAUAUUUUCUGUCGCAAUUUGCUGGACUAGUUUCGCAAAAUUUGAAAGCAGAAAAAUCAAGAGAAGUGUCUCACUUAUGUGACAGGUCAGUGGUUCUUGCUAACCCACAGGGUAGACCUGCUUUUUCAACUUUAUAUAUCAGAAUGAACUGUAAAAGAACCAUAAGCAAAUCGGGCUUCAGUAAGAAGCAGCUGCUUUUACACCUGCCGACAUGUUGCAGCAGAUGUUCCAGUGUGAUUUGUGAGCGUGGCAUAAUGACAUGCUAAGCUGAGCUAUUAUUGUGUGUUUAUGCUCGCUACUCUACACUGCGUCUCUUGUCCUUAAUUGUUUGCUCGUGAAACUCGGAGACUGUAUGCAAAAACCUAUUCAAAGGCUUACGUCACUUCUUCCCGAUCGUCUUUGCAGAAAUCUCUCAUGCGAAAAGUGACCUUAAUUUGUCCGCUUUUUACUGGAUUCCCAACCCUACAAUAUUUUAUUUUAAUGACGAGAAAUGAAAACCUUAAAUUUAUUGACAAAUUUGUAAGAAAGUACAAAUCGUGCUUCUAUUUUUGGAGAACCCGGUUGCACAGUUUAAGAACCAGAUCCAUUCUGUGCAGUUCUGGGGAAACGAUGAGAUCAGUCAAACAGAAUCCAGGUACCAAUAUUUUAUGACUCACUGCUCACGACUGAAGUCUUGCGGCUCAGAGUAACGUCCUUUGCCGUUAUUUUGCAGUUGCUUGUCUGUCGUUGAAGAAAGCUCACAAACUGUGCUCACAGCUCUGUGGACCAGAGCAACAUGUCUCCCGCUCCCUGACCUGCUCACGUUCGCAACAAUGGUGCUGAACUCGGAUCCCACAUUCAUCCCCUUUAGAUCGACAUUAUAUUAUUUGUCGAUCCCGAUAGUGAUUGUGUCAUCGAUGGCGAUUGGUUAUGAAGGUUAAAGAUCGCUCAAUUGGCCGAAACUGGGAUUUUCCUUUUAAAAUUCACAGAUACCAAGAGGAUCGAGUUCCUUGUGUCCUGCAAAAUCAUUCUUUACUUUUCACACACACACACACACACACAAAGAAAGGCAUGUGCGAUUUAAAUGUCUUCACCUUUAGUAGCAGAGACCCGUCAGUCCUUUCCUAGCUACCGUAUAGUUAUCUCUCACAUUUCUCUACCCUGAUCCAAAAAGCUUGGCUAGAUAAAGGUUAAAGGUCAUAGCUAGUGAUAGGGACGUUAAAAUGUCAUUUAUACUCAUUAAUCCUCCACAAACCUUCUAUGCCUUUGUUAAAAAUGAGACAAAAUAGGCGACUAUAGACUAGUAGCUCGAUUUCAAAAUUUUCAAGAACAAGAUCAAAUCCUCGAAGCUCAGCAACAACCUCAAUCAUAAUUAACCAUGACUUAGAUGUCUCCCUUAGCCUUUACCCCGCUCCCUUACCUCUUCCUGCUUGUACCGAAUGCUAGUAUAGCAUUUACCAAUGACGAUACGAUAUAUGGAUGAAAUUAUUGCUUGUACUUCCUGCUACCGUUGGAGAUAUGAUUUUCUAUGAUGUGCCUGAUUUACUCUUCUGGCUCUUUUGGGCGGAAGCUAAAAGCAAAGUGUUGUGACAUGUCGCAUCGUGUAUGUCGAACACCGAUGGUUGUCUAUAUAGUGUUGUGAGCUGUAAAUAUUUAUCCGCACAGGAUACACAUUUUUUUCUAAAUAAAACUAAAAUAUAAUUAUGA
Molecule: messenger RNA, 4295 nt
Organism: Pomacea canaliculata
Lineage: Eukaryota; Metazoa; Mollusca; Gastropoda; Architaenioglossa; Ampullariidae
Product: heat shock 70 kDa protein 12A-like
Source: RefSeq, a predicted model, not a curated record